ACAGAACUUAAACAAGCCAAUUCGAUUACUGCAAAUGCACAGACGACCAGCAUUGCAGCAAAAAAAUCAACGACCAUAGCAUAUGUCUGAGAAUCCUCUUUUUUACUUAAUCCAGACUGCCGUACAUCCCUAUUCUACAUAUCCUAGACACACACACAAAUGCACUACUAGCUCGUAUCAUUCAACCAAAGAUUUUUGAGUAUUACUUUCAGCCAAAAACAAAAAAAAAGAUUUUUGAGUAUUAAUUGUCCCAAAUUGAAAUGAAUACCUCAUUUAUUUCCAUUCACCAAACCUUCCCACCCUCUUCUUCAUCUACUGCAUGCGGUAAAUCCCUUGUAUAAAUACCCGCCAUAAUUGCUGCUUUCAUGCAUUCAUAUCAACCAAAAUCCCCAGCGCACUAAAAGAUUACUAAAACUCCAACUCCGUUAGUAGUAGUACUAUAACAUAGAUAUCAAUGGAAUAUUCAUCUCCUUUUUUCUCCAACGAUGAUCCAAUCCCUUUCCCUUUGGCUGCAAGUAACACUAGUAGUGCCGGGAAGGGCAAAGUACUAGUCAAGCAUAAAUCCGGGGACCCAAAUGCAAAAACAAGAAAAUCAGGGCAUGGGAAAAAAUCAUCAUCAUCAUCAUCGGCUAAUUCAGCUCAUCAUCAUCAUCAUGUGAAGCUGUCAACUGAUGCACAAAGCGUGGCGGCGAGGGAAAGGCGGCACCGGAUAAGCGAGCGGUUCAAGAUCCUGCAGAGCUUGGUCCCCGGCGGAAGUAAGAUGGAUACUGUUUCCAUGUUGGAGGAAGCCAUUCACUAUGUUAAGUUCCUCAAGACUCAGAUAUGGCUCCAUCAGACCAUGAUCAUGAGUACUAAUAUUGUUACUUGUGUCGAUGAUUUUGGUAAGAGAAAUGAUGAUAAUGAUCAUAACCCUCAACAAACUAUGUUGUUUCAGCUUCCGCAUGAUGAUUUUCAGCACUACGAAUCAUAUGCGCAGUUACUGAUGAUGAACGAUGAUGUGAAUGGGGAUCAAGGGCCAGGAUUUGCUGGUGGUGAUGUUGGCCCGAUGAUGAUGUAUCAGCCAGGUUUUGCAACUUCCGGGAUUGAAUUUGAAGAUAACGGAUGUGUGUAGAUUCUGUUGAUGCAAACAAAAAAAAAAUGAUAAUUAAUGUGCUCUAUUUAGUUUAUUUAGGUAAUUGAUUAGCGAUAUUUAGUGUGCGUGUUAUAAAUGAAUCCAUGCAUGGUUACCAUUUUGCUUUUUUUAUGACCUUAAUGUAACCAUUGUCCCUUGUGAUGUACUGUAAUGUAUAAUAGCUUUGAUUG
Messenger RNA from Oldenlandia corymbosa var. corymbosa, 1302 nucleotides. Lineage: Eukaryota; Viridiplantae; Streptophyta; Magnoliopsida; Gentianales; Rubiaceae. The record is from the annotation of a GenBank genome assembly.